This is a messenger RNA of Brassica rapa (field mustard), 4333 nucleotides long. Its product is annotated as protein LITTLE ZIPPER 4. NCBI's taxonomy places the organism in Eukaryota, Viridiplantae, Streptophyta, Magnoliopsida, Brassicales, Brassicaceae. The record is from RefSeq and is a predicted model, not a curated record.
CUAUUGGUUGAAUUGUGGUUAGGUAAAUAAUUAAUGAUAUUUUUGUUUAAAAAAUAUAAGAAAUUAAUGGUUUUUUUAAUCUACGUGCAUAGAUGUAAAAUGAUUUAUAUUAAAAAACGGAGAGAGUAUAUAAUAUAUAUUAAAAUUUACUGCAUGGAAAAUCCACAACGCCAUGCAAAAACAUUACAUAAUGUGUAUAACCUAACAUCAACUUUAGUGGGCUAGCUAGUUGCAAACUUGCAAUGAUCACGAUGUCUAAAAAUGUGCAAGACAUUAGACCAUCUCCAAUGGGAUUCUAUUUUUUCUUCUGUAAUUUAUGCUAAAAUAGAGUAAAUCUAUUAUAAUGUAACUUUUGCUUAAAUAGUGUUACUCUAUAAUAGAAUUACUCUAUUAUAGAGUGAAAUAUAGAGAGAUGUCACUUUUUCACUCUAAAUAUAGAGUAAAAUAUGACAUUCCUAUAUAUUUUACUUUAUAAUAGAGUAACUCUAUUAUAGAGUAACAUCAUUGGAGCAAAAGUUAUAAUAUAAUAGAAUUACUCUAUUUUAGUGUAAAUUAUAGAGGAAAAAAUAGAGUACUAUUGGAGAUGCUCUUAGAUGGUGUCACAAGUUUUGGAACUACUAAAACCAAAGAAGUUUAGAAACUUCACAAAGACUAGAUGAUUAACAAGGUACGAAUUUUAGUUCAAAAAAAUUAAACAAGGUUCAAAUUUUAACAUUUGCACAAAAAACAAAGUACGAAUUACAAGAAUGGUAGAUUCGUCGAACAAGAACAUACACAGAGAUAUGUACGUGGGAUUAUCAUUAUAGGAAACAAAAUCUCAUAAAUAAUUGAUAUUGGUUGAGUUGCUGAAUAACUAAAGGAAAACAGAGUUUAUGAUAAUUCCGUUCUUUUUUAAUAAAAUACAUAUGUAGAAGAUGAGCAUUUCCACCCCAAUUUUCUUAUAAAUGAAUUAUAUUAUAGAUGAGUUUUGAUCCAAUGUAUGUCUUUAUAAUAGAUCUUCUCUAUUAUAAAUAGUUAAAUAUCUACAUUGAAUAGAACUCAUCUAUUAAUAUAUUUUAGAAAAAUAUAGUACUGGAUCGGAAAUAGUAAACAAUAUUUUCAUGACCAUGUGUACUAUUCUACAGAUUGCAUUUUUCUUGAAAACAAUUCAAUUAAAAAAAAAUGACAUCAUUGAAGAAGAAAACGGAAAAACAAAGUUUUUACUUAAACAACUAAAUAGAUAAAUCACAAUGGUGGUAUAUCGGUCAUAAUAUGAUCUUUAUCACACCAAAUACGAAUCUAACAACGUUCCUUAUGAAUUAUAUGCAAUUGAGGUCUGUUUGAUAGAAGUUAGAACUAGAGUGUCUCGAAUUGUUUUGUUCUUCAAAUUUAAAGAAAUGUCGACCCUAAAUCAAGGACAUUGUAAAAAACGAAGAAAAUAUUCAUAGAGAGCGCGUUUGGUAUAUCUGUUGCAAGUUGGAAGGUUUUGUAAACAUCAUAUGAAAAUAUAACUAGAAAGUGCAUAAAUUAAUGGCUUCCCAGCGUGUGUAUAAUAUGUAGUUUUAUCUCUGUGAUUUGUAUCAGCUGCAAAAAAAAGCCCUUUUUUCUUAAUUAAUACUAUAUUUCAGACCCAUGCAUAUCAUUAGUGCUCCCACCCCACAAAAUCUUCAUUAACAAUUCGUUGUAUGUUUUAAAAGUUAGGAGAUGUUAUGAUAAUGUUUCCAUGCAAUGCAAUAUGGACGCACUUUAUACCUUAUGGAGACCCAAAACAUAAAAAGAAAUAAAGCUCUAAAGGGACGAAAUGAUGACAAAUUAUAAUGAUUAAAAGUGGGAAAUAUAUAGUUUCAUACUCACACGAUCUAACAUACUAUAGAGCAUACAUUUUGAUGUCCUGCAUAUACAACCAAUCAAUAUAGCAUUUAUUCUAAUAUUCAAGGGUGUUUAUAUCACUAAGACCAACACAUAAGUGAUUAUUGGCUAAAUGCAGACUAUAUAUUUGCUUAGAAAUUUUUAAGAAAAGCAAUCUGUUAAAUUAGCAUAUAAUUAAAUAUUUUAUUAUAAUGAGAAAGAGACCCAAACCAUUCGGGGCUGAGAUAUCAUUUCAAAUUCUCCUAACAAUAACAUGGAUGACUCACACAUACACCUCCCUACUUAUUAAUUAUCAUUGCCUUUGAUGUAAGCAAGAAGUGCAACCACUAUUUAAUUUUCACUUCCAUUUUUAUUUAUUUAUAGUUCCAUUUCAAGACACACAAUAAUUAAUGGGUUCGAACUUGUGUGUUUGAAACUUUAAAACCGAUGGCAAAAAAAAAAGAAACUUUAAACCAUUGUCAUUUUGGAACUCUUAGCGCAACAACAGCACACCAACUAAUCAUUCACCCUUCACAACGUAUGCAUUCAACGAUUUCCGAAUUUAUUCCGUGAAUAAAAUGCAAAAUCCAAAAAAAAAUCACAAAAUUUGCUAAAGUAAACAGUAAUUAUAAACGUGAAAGUGUAAUAAUUCGUAUUGUUGUGCAACCAAACGAGGUCCAUGAGGGACGCUGGUUAGUGAAGCUAAACGAUGAAGUGACGAAAGAGCCCAUAAAAGAUUAAACAAAUCCAACUUGUAAUGUAAUCUACUUAGCUAUAUGUUAUUUUCACACAGUGACACACGCAUAAACACAUAACAGAGUUAUUGAUUCUCUUAACCUCAUUCUUCAUAAUUUCUCUCUUUUUCUUUUCCUUUUAAUUAUAUCAAUCUUUAUCUAAAUAAAGGAUGGUGAAAGAAGAAAAGGGUCAUGAAGAAAAAUCGGACACGAACACCCUGUAACAUGUGUUAUUAUCGCUGAUGAUGACUAGUGUUGACUAAACCAACAUUGACCAAACCGUGUAAUGAAAUAAGUAAAGAGAGUAAUGAAAAUGGUCCAACCUAAAAUUUAAAUUGAAUCAUGAAUGAUGAUGGUUCGAACCAAUCCCAAACCAUCAUUGCGAAUCUUUAAGGGACGACGGCCUAUAGAGACCCUCCUCUUCAUCAUCAUCAUCAUCAUCAUCAUUCAUCAUCAUCAUUUUCACUCAAAUACUCGUUUCAACCGUUUUGUAAUAUUAAUUUUAUACUAUCUAAGUAUGGAACCAAGCCGGUCUACAUACUAGUACUUGUUUGAAACAUUGUGAUGACAUCUAUAAAUUUCUGUUGGCCUAUGAUGAUAUCAUAAACUGUAAACGGGAAUGAUUACUUGGCGGGUGAGGAAAUGAACAUGUUAUAACGGUUAUCUAAUACCAAACCAAAAUGUGAAGAUGCAAGUAAAAGACGAGAAUAACCCUAUGCUAUAGAGAAAAUUCAAAUGAAGCAAAGAAAGUAAAACCCUCCUCCAAGUACUUUUUUUCCUCUAAUUUUCUUCUUUAUUUCGAUCAUCAUUCACAUGACGCAACACAAAUCUUUUUCUCACUUUUGCCUCACAAGUUAUUAUUAAAGUAUUUAGAAAAGAAACAAAAACAAAAUACAGAGCUGCGAAUUCGGCUGCCAUGUAAGCAUAAACACAACACAAAGCAUGAUUGUUGUGUCAGGAGACUAGUUUUUGUGGCUCUAUAUAAGAGACACUAUCUUCGUUUUGUUCUCUUUGUCCCUCUCUACCUUUCAUACAAAUCUCUCUCUCUUACAAACAUAUAAACACACUUCACAUCUUCUCACCCCAUUCGAACACUCUUACCUAAAGCUUUCACAGAGCAAGGUUUAUCGAAAUGGAGAGGCUAAACUCGAAGCUAUACCUGCAAAACUGUUUUAUAAUAAAGGAGAAUGAAAGGUUGAGGAAGAAAGCUCAGAUUCUGAACCAGGAGAAUCAACAGCUUCUCUUGGAGCUCAAACAGAAGCUCUCCAAAACCAAGAAAUCUAAUGGAUCAAAUCAAGGAAGCAACAGCAACCUCUCUUCGUCAAGUUCUGCUUCUGGACAAUCCUGAUUAUGCAGCAAAACUCUUAGGACAAGAAUUGGAUAUGGUAGACUGGAAAAUCAUCAUGACCCUCCCAGCUCAAUUAGAAGAACGCAUAUUUUCUUAUAUCUUUUUUUAUUAGUGUAAUAUUAGAAAAUGGUUAGUGGUGUUAUUAAGGUUAUCAACUAGUUUUAUUGUUGUUUAAUUUUAUUUUAAUUUGUGGGUUCUUCUAGUUUAUUUACUACAAAAAGGACAAAAGUGUAGUGUCUCUCUGCCUAUCUUCUCAGAGGGAUAUUUUACUUUUGUUUCCAUUUAUAUGUUAAUUAGAUUUUCUUUGUUGCCUUUUUCAUGUGGGGUUGGUUUUUUAGGAUUUGGUGGAUUCUGGGACUACAUUGUACUACCUUCUGAUCCUCUCUUAAACAACCAGUAUCUUUAAUAUUUAUAUUAUUCUGCA